This is a messenger RNA of Oldenlandia corymbosa var. corymbosa, 1073 nucleotides long. Lineage: Eukaryota; Viridiplantae; Streptophyta; Magnoliopsida; Gentianales; Rubiaceae. The record is from the annotation of a GenBank genome assembly.
AUGGCUGAGGACACGCCAAUCUCAUCAAAGGUGCUACCUGAGAAGAACUGCCACCACCAAGGACUUGAAGUUGAAUCGCUGGAUGUUCCGCCUUCUGUUUCUUCACAAAGUGUCUCCAAUGAUUUCGAUGAUGACGGGAGGCUGAAGAGAACCGGGACGGUUUGGACAACAAGUGCGCAUAUUAUUACAGCAGUAAUUGGUUCAGGAGUCUUGUCUUUGGCUUGGUCCAUGGCGCAGCUUGGAUGGGUUGCUGGUACAUCUGUGAUGUUGCUGUUUGCCUUUGUCACAUACUAUACUUCCAUUAUUCUGUCUGCUUGUUACCGAACAGGAGACGGGAAAAGAAAUCAUACCUAUAUGGAGGCUGUGAAAUCCAACCUCGGAGGCUUUCAAGUGAAAUUGUGUGGAGCAAUUCAAUACCUGAAUCUUGUUGGAACCGCCAUUGGUUACACCAUUGCAGCUUCCAUAAGCAUGGUGGCAAUCGAGAAGUCCAACUGUUUUCAUUCUAGCCACCACAGAGAUCCAUGCAAAGUUUCCAGCAAUCUCUACAUGAUUAUGUUCGGAGUUGUGCAAAUAUUUUUCUCCCAAAUCCCUGAUUUCCACCGAAUUUGGUGGCUCUCAAUCGUUGCUGCGGUGAUGUCUUUUACUUACUCUAUGAUCGGUCUCGGCCUUGGAGUUGGAAGGGUUGGAGAAUCAGUGAUUUCGAUGCUUAUGCCAUUCUUCAACGACGUAGUUGGCAUUCUUGGAGCUAUUGGAUUUUGGCCUCUGACGGUGUACUUCCCAGUUGAAAUGUAUAUUGUGCAAACAAAGAUACAAAAAUGGAGCCGAAAAUGGAUAUGCCUACAGAUGUUGAGUGUCGCAUGCUUGAUCAUAUCGAUUGCUGCUGCUGCUGGUUCUGUUGCUGGAGUUGUUACUGAUCUUAAAACUUACACACCCUUCAAGACAAGUUACUGAACUGUUUGAUGAUGAAUAUUGUAGGUUCUGUACUAGCUUAGAGUAUAAACUUCAAAUUGUACUUGAUUAAUCGAAGUUUGUAGUUUACUUUCUAUUCCCAUUUUUGGCCUCUUUUGUUGGAC